Molecule: messenger RNA, 3128 nt
Organism: Phyllotreta striolata
Lineage: Eukaryota; Metazoa; Arthropoda; Insecta; Coleoptera; Chrysomelidae
Source: the annotation of a GenBank genome assembly
AAACGGCAUAGCAUAACCAAGGUUGGCAUAUGUGAAGGAUAGCUAGUUUUGAAACUCAAUUACGUCAUCUGGUUUACUGUUUGGUUUUUUUUGCAUACGUAUGAAAUUAAAGAUUACGUUCCCUUUUCUGAUUGGUCGAAAUCACCUCAUAUAUUUUUUAUUAAUUAGUUGGUUAUUAUGGAGAAAUGUGACAUUCGACAGUGACAGAUGUUCGGUGCGUCAUCGGUUACUGGUUUCUUGAUCUUGUUUUGUGUAAAUAAAUGCGAUACUUUUGAUGAUUUCGUAGAAAAUGUAAUUGUUAUUGCUUUCCGAAAUGUAUUUUUUAUUUUUACUUGUUAGUUCACUAAGUUUUAUUUCCUGUACCAACAAUGACAUUCCUUCAUUGCCGUAUUGUCCCGAGACUGAACUUGGUUUGUUGAUAAUUAGUACAUUAGACGGGAAAAUAUCGGUUUUGAAUUCGAGUGGUUUGCUAGUUUGGAACUUGGAUACUGGUCCUGGGCCCCUUCUUGUAUCCAGCAUACACAAUUUAGAACUCACGAAUAGUGGAGAAUGGAUAAGAAUCAUACCUUCGUUGACUGGAACCCUGUACAAAUUCGACGGCAAAACUGUCGAUCCAAUACCAAUAACUACAGAAGAAUUGCUAAAGUCCUCUUUUCGCUACUCUGAUGAUUUGGUUAUAGCAGGUGGUAUAGAAGUGAGGACUUACGGAGUGGCUUUUAAAACCGGCCAAUUCAAAUACGAAUGCAACUCUUCCAGAUGCUCCAACACCGAUGGAAAUGAAGGCGAUGAUGUUCUUGUGAUAGAAAGGAGCAUGCACACCAUUAGAGCAGUCGAACCGAGAACCGGUAACGAAAGAUGGAACUUCAGCGUGGGUCUCCACAACGUGAAACUAUCGAAAAUAAGUUGCAUCAACACGAAUUCCCAAUUGUUCGAUUGGAACGUAUCCGCAAUAUUGCCGGAAGGUAUAUUGAAGGCCUCCGUUAUCCACAAAAACGUCGAGACGUCGUGGACCUACAGGUUCGAUUCGCCGAUCGUUCGAAUAUGGAGAUGGUCCGGGAAAAAUCUAAGCGAAAUCGAUUUGUUCGCUACGCGCAAUGUUCCUCAAGUCGUUACCACGGGAAAUUCAUUUUCCCUCUAUUUAGGAUUACAUAAGAAGCAGUUGUACAUUCAUGAGUCGUCAUUUAUGCAACACGCUGUGAGGAGAAAGAGUUCGACGGAUUUGGCUGUUAGCGAAAGCACGAAGAUUGCUAAGAUACCGUGGAAACCGAUAGCCGCUUCGACGGAGGGCAACAAAGCGGAUUCCACGGCAUUGUCAGUUCUAAACGUUCCCGAUAUCGAAGAUUUAGAGCAGGGAUUUUACCUUUACUCGGAGGUGGAAGUGAAAGAGAAACCUAAUCAACUGUGCGACGGUAACGAUAGCUUUUUGGACGAGAACGCCUUGCCCCCGGCCAAAACCACUAAAACGGAAUCUCUGUACUACCUGGUGGUUCCUUGGUACUGGAAGGAAUUGCUCUUGAUGGUGAUAACCCUUUUCAUAGGUUAUUUCCUAUUUAGAGUGAGGCAUAGCAAAUUCAAAGAGGUCAUAAUAAUCGAGAAGCCGGUCGCUCAUCCCGUCACUACGGAACGCAGAAUAUCCGAAAGGGACAGCGAAGUGUUCACGUCGCGAUACAUCAAUGACUUCGAGACGCUACAGUGCUUGGGAAAAGGAGGAUUCGGCGUGGUUUUCGAAGUCAAGCAAAAAAUUGAUGAGUGUUCGUACGCUAUCAAGCGAAUUACGUUGCCCAACGAAGAAAAAGAUAAAGAUCGAGUAAUGCGGGAGGUUAAGGCGCUCGCGAAGCUCGAACAUCAAAACAUCGUGAGGUAUUUUAAUUCCUGGGUGGAAAACCCACCUCCCGGGUGGCAACAAGAGCACGAUUUGAAGUGGUUGGGAAAGUUUAGUUACGAAGAGACCUACACUGCUACAGCUACAGCUACAGAAUCGAAAGGAAGGAGAGGCAAAUCGAUAUCGAUAAGCAUAGAAGAAAUAGGACUGAGGAAUUACGAUUCAGAAUUGCCGGGAUUGCCGAGCAACGUGAACGAGCCGGACGAUGAUGACGACGAUUCGUUCAUCGUGUUCGAAGAUAAUUCGAAAUCGGCAAUGAAUUGUACUAAUUCGAACGAGGAUCUGUCCGUGCAACAGAGUACAAUGAAUUCCGAAUCGAAGGAAACUUCCUACGCCGAGCAUUUGCGGAAGAAGAUCGAUUGGAAACGUCCCGACAGGAAGCACCAUUCCUGGGAUAUUUCUCAGAAUAAUUUAAUCACAUUAGAUAAUCCGGAGCCGCCAGUAUUUCUGUACAUUCAGAUGCAGUUGUGUCAGAAGGAGAGCCUCAAAGAGUGGCUGUCGUCGCAUCCUCAAAGGGAUUACAAUUUCAUCAAAGAUAUUUUCUAUCAAAUACUAGAAGCAGUGGAGUACGUUCAUUUGAGAGGUCUUAUUCACAGGGAUUUGAAGCCAAGUAAUAUAUUUUUUUCGCUAGAAGGCCAAGUAAAAGUUGGAGAUUUUGGUUUAGUCAAAGACAUGGAAGAUGCCUUCGACUUGGAACUGAUUAAAAAGGGCUCGUCUCCUUCUUAUAGGGGACAUACCAUAGAAGUAGGUACGCAAUUGUAUAUGAGCCCUGAGCAAUUUUACAGUCGCAUUUAUGACUAUAAAGUCGAUAUUUACUCGUUGGGUCUCAUAUUUUUCGAAUUGCUGGUGCCGUUUCAAACGGAAAUGGAAAGGAUUAAAAUGUUGAGCGAUGUCAAGAAAAAUAUUUACCCGCAAGGAUUCAUUGAAAAAUUUCCAGACGAGUACGAGAUAUUACAAAACAUGCUGUGCAAAGAUCCCAAUAAAAGACUUACGACUAUUGGAAUAAAAGCCAGGCCCCCAUUUAACAGAGAAGAUUCUGGGUAUUCUGAAGAUUGCCAUUACAGAUUAUUAAAUUUUCAUAAGAAUUAAUUUCCAUAAAUAUUGUAUUUUUUGUAAGACUUGGUUUCUUUUUAUAUUAUAAGUACCUGUGAUAUAUUAGUUUUUUUGUUUUUUCUUUUUAUAUAAGUUUCAUUUCAUAGAUAGCUUUGCAGUUUCAUAAUAAUUGAAUUGUACCUUAAUUUUUUAG